AUGUCCAAUAAAGUUUCAUGGGAAGAUCUUCAAGACAAAAUAAAGAGAGUGAAGGCUAUGGAGCCUAAACUAGAACUAAGGCUUUUGAAUAAUAAUAAGGUUGAUCGGGAAUCAAGGCAAGAACUCAAUUUGCUGGAUUCCCUUGACAAUAAACCUUUGAAUGCCUUGGAAUCAAAUAAAAAAGAGCAUAGAGAAAAGGCGCAGAAGCGAGAUUUCUGUUGCAAAUACUGCAACAAGAAAUUCUCAAACUCGAAGGCAUUGAGAGGGCACCAAACUGCCCAUAAACGUGAACGAGCACUUUCCAAGAAAGAGAAGGGAAUGAUGGAUUUAUAUCAUCCAUAUCCACAUUCAGCCAUGGCAACAGUUCCAAAUCUCGGAACUUUGAACAAUCCAUGGCAAGAGUUCCAGGCAAUGAUUAAUAAUAAACCAUACAAUUAUUUACCAGGAUAUGCGUAUGGAGAAGGGAGGUAUGAUAAGCCAAAUUUCAUGAGCUCUCAAAUUUCUAUGCCCUAA
This is a messenger RNA of Durio zibethinus, 513 nucleotides long. RefSeq names its product zinc finger protein 1-like. Gene Ontology annotation, biological process: negative regulation of abscisic acid-activated signaling pathway. The record is from RefSeq and is a predicted model, not a curated record. Lineage: Eukaryota; Viridiplantae; Streptophyta; Magnoliopsida; Malvales; Malvaceae.